GACAGAGGGAGCUGCUGGGAAAAGAUGGCAGCUUGCUAUUGUUUGUGUGGAUUUACUCGAAACCGAGGAGGGAUUUAAGACGUUCUUGAGUCGAUACGUUGGUCUCCGUCGCACUUUUUGAAUUCGCUGCAGCGUUAAUAAUAAAUACUUAAAGCAGCAGGAGAUGGAGAAGAGCGGCAGCAUCGACAGUUUGGGCUCGAAGCGCUCCUCCUCCCGACAGCCGAGUGUCGAUUCAUUAUCCAGCAAUUCCACCUCUCGCUCUGACCGGUCUGCGCAGGCCAAACCACCCUCUGCCAUGUCAGCAGACUCUGUGUCCUCCUCUGCAGAGUUCUCCCCAGAGCUCAGGGUCAAAACCAAAACAUCUUUAAAGCAGGUGCACAGAGACUCAGACAAAGAGGAGCCACAGUUACUUCCAAAUGAAAUGUUGCAAGACAUAGCCCAAGAUGUCACCUACUUCUGUCCGUUUAUUGGAGCAGUGAGGGGAACACUGACAGUCACCAAUUACAGGCUUUUCUUCAAAUGCACGGACAGGGAGUCAUUGUUUGUAUUGGAACUACCUCUCGGGGUGGUGAGCUGUGUGGAAAAGAUUGGCGGUGCAUCGAGCCGUGGUGAUGUGUCCUAUGGUCUCGUUUGCAAGGAUGUGCGCAAUCUACGUUUUGCACACAAACAGCUGGAGGACACACUGAGGAAGUCCAUUUUUGAAGUCCUGAUGAAAUUUGCUUUUCCUGUUUCCAAUGGGCUGCAAAUCUUUGCUUUUCAAUAUGGACAAGUCUUUCCUGAAAAUGGAUGGAAGGUGUAUGAUCCUGUCUCGGAAUACAAAAGACAGGGUAUACCAAAUGAAAGCUGGCGGAUAACAAAAGUAAAUGAUCACUACGAACUGUGUGACACCUACCCAUCAACUCUUGUGGUGCCCGUCAACAUAACAGACGAAGAGCUGAGAAGAGUCUCUGCCUUCCGAGCGAAGGGACGGAUACCCGUGUUGUCAUGGAUCCAUCCAGAGAGCCAGGCUACAGUGACACGCUGCAGUCAGCCGAUGGUUGGGGUGAAUGGGAAGCGCAGCAAAGAAGAUGAGAAAUACCUCCAGGCUGUCAUGGACGCUAAUGCUCAGUCCCACAAGCUCUUCAUUUUUGAUGCAAGGCCAAGCGUAAACGCUGCUGCCAACAAGAUGAAAGGUGGUGGAUUUGAAAGUGAAGAUGCUUAUCAGAAUGCAGAGCUGGUGUUUUUAGAUAUUCACAAUAUUCACGUGAUGAGGGAGUCACUCCGUAAACUGAAAGAUGUGGUGUACCCCAACAUUGAGGACUCCCACUGGCUCUCCAAACUUGAGUCCACUCAUUGGCUUGAGCACAUUAAGCUGAUCCUGGCUGGGGCGCUUCGGAUUGCAGACAAAGUGGAGUCGGGGAAGACGUCAGUGGUGGUGCACUGCAGCGAUGGUUGGGACCGCACAGCCCAACUCACCUCAUUGGCCAUGCUCAUGCUGGACGGUUUCUACCGCACUAUUCGUGGUUUUGAAGUGCUGCUCGAGAAAGAGUGGCUGAGCUUUGGCCAUCGCUUCCAACUGCGUGUUGGCCACGGUGAUAAGAACCAUACAGACGCAGACCGCUCUCCUGUUUUUAUUCAGUUCAUCGACUGUGUGUGGCAGCUGACUCGACAGUUUCCCGCAGCCUUUGAGUUUAAUGAAUACUUCUUGGUGACCAUUCUGGACCACCUGUACAGCUGCUUGUUUGGUACUUUCCUCUGUAACAGCGAGCUGCAGAGGUUGAAGGAAGAAAUUCCCAAGAGGACAGUAUCGCUGUGGUCCUACAUUAACAGCCAGGUGGAGGAGUUUACCAAUCCUCUGUAUGUCAACUACUCCAACCAUGUCCUGUUCCCAGUAGUGAGCAUGCGCCACCUGGAGCUUUGGGUUGGAUACUACAUCCGCUGGAACCCUCGCAUGAGACCUCAGGAACCCAUUCACCAGCGAUACAAGGAGCUGCUGGCCAAGCGCGCUGAGCUGCAGAAGAGAGUGGAGGAGUUGCAGCGAGAAGUGACCAAUCGCUCGGCGUCCUCAUCCUCUGAAAGGGCGGGCUCACCCACCCGCUCCAUCACGCCAGUGCAGACCUUUGUUUGAUGCACUUUGACCUCCAGGACAGUCGCAGCAGCUGAAUGUCACCACGGCAACCACUAAGCCACAUGUUUGGGCCAACCUGCCUCUUUUAACACGCCACUUCAGUAAAUUAGGACCAAACAUUUGGUGAAGCACAUUCCUGCCUUUGCAUCUUUUAUAGGUAGCACUUGAUUUCCACAAGGACUUCAGCCAUAUUUGACCCCUCCUCUCAGGGUUGAGAGACAUGUAACAAGAAUACGGUUUAACCACCUACCCGCAGACUGUCUUACUAGUUUUAAACCUGUCAGUACACUAAAAAUAUUACCCUGGUAAUAUUGCCUUUGCCUUAAAUACACUCCAUAGGAACACUCAGCACCAUUCCUAUACUUUACAGGUGUUAGUGAGAUAGCUGCCUGAAUGCAAAGCCGUUGAAAAGCUGGACAGCGGUGCACAACUUAUUUUAAGGUCAGAACUCUAGUACUUACAAUUACAUGGCUGGGACAUACUGAAUUGAAAAUGUAGUGAAAGGGCUCGAAUAUUAAAUGUAUUCAUUGCAUUUAAAAAUUAGGUGUGUGUAUUCACAAGUCAGUGCUUUUAGAAUGUUUAGACCAAGGCUUUUGUUGUUUUUUUAUGGAUUACACAACAUAUGGCAUUCCUCUUUGAUUGUUUUUGAGUUUUCAGUUUUGUUUUUUAGUUAACAUUAUUUAUUCUUUAGUUUAUAGCUGCAUGACUAAAACAUUCUCUCAUCUGUUGAACACAGAUGUCACCAUGCAACACUACUUAUGCAAACAGUACUUAAUUUGUCCCUUUUUUUUUUUUUUUUUAAAGCUACAGUGUGUAGGAUUUAGGCAUGUUUAUUAGGAGAAAUGGAAUGUAACCUUCAAAACCACACUGUAGAACCUGAUAUGUUAAUUUAACUCUCAAAAUUUAUUGAAGCUGAAAAGUGGCACCAUGUUUUUUUAAGUUAAAAGGAGCAUUCUUUAUUACAUAACUAGAAACAUUAUUUGGUGAAAUAAAUUUUUUUGACAGUUUCAAAAAAAAUUUAGUUAAAUUCACAUAUCUGGUUUUACAGUGUAUCGGUUCAUGAAUGAUUACUUGCAACUAGUGCUGGGUUGAAAAGAUUGAUUUGCCGAUUUUAAAUUGAUUCUCAUUUUAAUUUCCACAGAUUGAUUCAUACAUCCAAAGAUUGAUUUUUAUUUUUUUAAAUAUAUAUAUGCACUUCUCACCAGUGCUAUAUAACAGCGUGCCUGAAAAAUGACGCUGCAAUUGGGCUGUUAUGCUGUUUCUGAGGGUGUGUAGCGGAAAAAAGAUAAUUUCUCUGCAUUGAUUGUGGUCGUGUUGGUUCUGAUUCAGAAGCAGCGCAACUGCAAUUUAUUCAUCGUCUGUCAAAGCCAUUUAAAGAUGUCAAUCAUGACUGCUAGGACUCUGUUGUUGCAGGCAAGAAAAGAGUCGUCCGCCGUUUAAUUCUCACAGUGGGGUCCCCCCCCUUCAUAAGGUGCCAUUUCCGUGGGACAGUGCAUGUACGUUCUCUGGUGUGGACUGUCGGAGAACCUUUCUCAUAGCUGCGUUCUCGGGGGAUACUGGGGCCAUUUUCCCCAUGAAAAUUUUUAAAUUCAUAACUACCUGCAUUUUGAUGGCCAAAUUUUGUGAAAUAGUAUUAAUAUGCUGUGUAACUAGACAAUCAGGUAACGGCUCAAAAAUGGUUUUAAUAACACUAACCCAAAUCGAUAUCUGAUCUAAUGCAAUAACUAAUUGAUGGAUUUUGAUAAGCUUCUGAGUCCUUUGUAUCUGUUUGUGAGUGGGACCUAGCCCUAACCCAUGUUGAUGCAGUAGCCUAAAAGGGACAUAUUUGUAUUUUGCAUUUUGCAGCAUAGCCAGAAGAAUGAACAAAAAAAUAAAUAAAAUAAAGCGGAAUCAGUGGUUGUUCCACUUACACACAGUUUGCUGGUCACUAGUGCAGGCUCACAAAUUUGAGAACUUUCAUUUCUAAGAAAUGGAGGAUCAUACAUAUUGUUGUAUGAUCCUCAAAGCAACAGAGCAAAAACCAGACAUGAAGCAAAAUCUUGACCGGUGAUAGUGGAAUGCAGUCUGGGCCCUCACCAUUAGAUGACACUUAAUCCUACACACUGGAGCUUUAACUUAUUUGAUUGUUACAGGGCAGCAGAAUGUAUAACACAAUUUCCGCUGGGUGUUUGUUUUCUAAUGUUUAAUGAAUGUUGUUUGAAAGAUGGAGAGAAUAACUGAUGAGAAAAGUGUGUAGACUUUUUAUUUUUAUUUGCCAAGUUGAGUACAGUGUUAAAACCUUUUCCCCUGCACAUAUGAAUACUUGGAAUAAAAUACAAUGAAAA
Molecule: messenger RNA, 4431 nt
Organism: Thalassophryne amazonica
Lineage: Eukaryota; Metazoa; Chordata; Actinopteri; Batrachoidiformes; Batrachoididae
Gene: mtmr2
Product: myotubularin related protein 2
Exons: 16
Coding region: 164-2107 (647 amino acids)
Biological process (GO): dephosphorylation
Molecular function (GO): phosphatidylinositol-3,5-bisphosphate 3-phosphatase activity
Source: RefSeq, a predicted model, not a curated record